Messenger RNA from Fusarium graminearum PH-1, 351 nucleotides. RefSeq lists its product as uncharacterized. The record is from RefSeq and is a predicted model, not a curated record. The transcript has a single exon. Bases 1 to 351 code for a protein of 116 amino acids. Lineage: Eukaryota; Fungi; Ascomycota; Sordariomycetes; Hypocreales; Nectriaceae.
AUGAAUAGGUCUUGCGAAGAAAAUAUUUCUGUCGCCGAGAUGACUAUGCUUGUCACGGUUCACUACUUGACCAAGCUUCUGGACUUUACCAAUUGCGAGAUACAGAAGAACCUUGGCUUAGAGGCCGACCAAAUCGAUGCUACAGAGAUGGCCAUCUGUGUCCCCGUCAUCUGGGGUCAGAUGGCAAUCCGUAACAUGCAAUUUUGUAUGGGACUGGCCGCAAGGCUAGCUGGCUUCCCAGGCGUGACGGUAAAGAACAAGUCCAUGGACAACGUUUUUAUUGUGUCGGAGCCAGAGGCUGGAGCUACAUGGCUUCUAUCAGCAGGUUUGGGUGAUAUUCACGUAUUCUAG